CAGAGAGCGCUCAGGGAUUGGGCAGUGUCGAGGGAGGUGGGUGGUAAUUGGGCGGUGCCCAGGAGGCGCCCGGGUGAGGCGCGGUGCGCGAGCGGGAGUUCCGUCAGCAGGCCGGUGCUGAGAGCCCGCACCUUCACCAUGGUCUCGGCUGAGCUGGACUACACCAUCGACAUCCCGGAUCAGCCCUGCCGGAGUCAGGAGUAUAGCCCUAGCCAAGAUGGGAAGGAGGCGGGGACUCGACAGCCUUUGGUGAUUCUUUUGGGCUGGGGUGGCUGCACCGACAAGAACCUUGCCAAGUACAGCGCCAUCUACCACAAAAGAGGCUGCAUCGUGAUCCGAUACACAGCCCCAUGGCACAUGGUCUUCUUCUCCGAGUCCCUGGGCAUCCCUUCACUUCGUGUUUUGGCCCAGAAGCUACUUGAGCUACUCUUUGAUUACGAGAUUGAGAAGGAGCCCCUGCUCUUCCAUGUCUUCAGCAACGCCGGUGUCAUGCUGUACCGCUACGUGCUGGAGCUCCUGCAGACCCAUCGGCGCUUCUGCCACCUGCGUGUGGUGGGCACCAUCUUUGACAGCAGUCCUGGUGAUAGAAACCUGGUGGGUACUCUACGGGCCCUGGCAGUCAUCCUGGAGCACCGGCCUAUGGUGCUGCGCCUGCUGCUCCUUGUGGCCUUCGCCCUGGUGGUAAUCCUGUUCCAUGUCCUGCUUGCUCCACUCACUGCCCUCUUCCACAGCCACUUCUAUGACAGGCUGCUCGAUGCAGCCUCUCGCUGGCCUGAGCUCUAUCUCUACUCAAGGGCUGAUGAGGUGAUCCUAGCCAGGGAUGUGGAACGCAUGGUGGAGGCACGCCUGGCACGCCGGGUCCUCGUGCGCUCUGUGGAUUUUGUGUCAUCUGCACAUGUCAGCCACUUCCGUGACUACCCUACUUACUACACGAGCCUCUGUGUCAACUUCAUGCACAGCUGCGUCCACUGCUAGGGUCCUUGCUCCACCCACCUCACCUAGGCUUCAGAAAUAAACGCCUGACACCUCCCUAUAACCUACAUCCAUGGGUGGGGUCUUCUUCUGGUUCAAUUUCCUAUGGCCCUUUGGGACUUUGUGGUUCCCCAAGUAGAGAAUUCCCUUGAGCUUCUGUGGUGGUCUGCUUAUCCCAGGAUCCUGGGGAGUGGGAGUGCCUGGGCACAUCUCUGCAGGAGCCUUGCAGUGCUUGUGUUUGGAUAAGUGCAGCAGUUAGGCUGCUGAUUCCUGUGGCAUUUAGGCUGUUACGAGUUAAGCAAGUGGGAGUGGGGUGGAUCAUUGGUUGAUCUCCAGUUCCUUGACUGGAAGGUAAACUUUGUGGGGAGGUGCCAGAGGGUAGGAUCAAGCUAGGGCAGGGGCUGUGAUCUCUCCUACGGCCUCAGAAGGGCAAAGCCCCACAGCAUGAAGCACCAUCCUCAUGGAUCCCACUUGGCCAUUCAGGAAGAGAGACUUCUCUGACCUCAUUGCCAGGGAGUCUGAGGUAGAAGCCAGAUGGGGAGCUGAGGAUACAGAGGUGAUUGACCUGCCUGGGUCCAUCACACUUUGUCAGGAAGCCACUGGAUCCAGGAAAAGUUGUAAGGUGUGUGUAAUGGACAGAUAGAGUAGGGAGCAUUACACACACACCUUACAGCAGCGCCAUAUGGGCACUGGGAGAAGCGAAGUCAGGAGCCCUGAAGACCAGCACCAGGGCCAAGGGGCUGUUUGGCUGAAACAACGAAGUCCCUCAUCUCCUUGAGGGAGACCCACUUGGCUCCUCUCUAGGCAGGAGUGGUGGCUUUAGCCUUAGAGUUCUAUAUUAUCUAUCAUUCUGUGUCACUGCUGCACCCUGCUGGCACAUAGUAGGUAUUUAAUAAAUAAUUGUUGAUUGAAUGAG
Pteropus alecto (black flying fox) is the source of this 1888-nucleotide messenger RNA. RefSeq names its product transmembrane protein 53 (gene TMEM53). Bases 139 to 975 code for a protein of 278 amino acids. The record is from RefSeq and is a predicted model, not a curated record. The transcript is spliced from 3 exons. NCBI's taxonomy places the organism in Eukaryota, Metazoa, Chordata, Mammalia, Chiroptera, Pteropodidae.